AUGGCCGAGAGCUGGGAGGCUCUCGAUGCCCUGGAGAAUCUCAACAUCGCAGGGGAUGGUGAAGGCAACGGACAUGCCCCCGAGGCGCAGGAGCAGCAGCAGCAGCAGCUCGAGGAGGUGCUGCAAUUGGAGGGCACGGUGGAGAGUUUUGUGACCCAGGGCGAGGAGGAGACGCUGGAGUUCCCGCCAAACGGCUCCAACUACCAGAGGAUGCUGAUGCACAAGGUGGCGCAGCACUACAAGCUGCAGACGUACACCACCGGGGCAGCCGUGGCGGGCCAGGGCCAAGUCGUGGCCAAGCGCACCAAAUGGGCCGAGGUGCCGCAGGUCAAGCUGUCAGAUCUGCCCUGCAAGCCGCGCUCCCCCGGCCCCAUCCCCUCUGCGGUUGCGGCCUCCCCCGGCGCCGCCGCCGCCGCCGGCCCGAAAGCCCUGGUGCGGCGCCCCUGGAGUGGCAGCAGCCUCAGCCGCGACGGCGCCGCCAACGGCGGCGGCUACGGCGGCGGCGGUCCCGCCAAGAGCCACCAAGAGCGGGUUGAGGAUUACAACGCGGCCAGGGAGCGUCUGCUUGGCAAGGGCGGCCCCGCGGGCCGCGGCGGCGGCGGCGGCGGCGACCCCCAGCAGCAGCACGAGCAGCAGUUUGAUCAGCAGCAGCAGCAGCAGCAGCCGCACCACCAGCACCACUCGCCGCCGCGUGCUGGCGCCGGCUCGCCCGCGGCGGCAAACGGCAACGGCCACUACCACCCGGGGCCCCACGCGGGCGGCGCGCAUUACCAGCAGCAGCAGCAGCAGCAGCCUCAGCCGCACGGCGGCUACGCCCCCGGCGGCGGCGGCGGCGGCGGGCCCGUGCCGAACGGCUACGCCGGCGGCAAGGCCGUGUAUCGACGGCGGCGGCGACGGGGGGAUGUACAACGUGCCGACGUAUAG
This is a messenger RNA of Monoraphidium neglectum, 924 nucleotides long. RefSeq lists its product as hypothetical. Gene Ontology annotation, molecular function: nucleic acid binding. The transcript has 5 exons. Lineage: Eukaryota; Viridiplantae; Chlorophyta; Chlorophyceae; Sphaeropleales; Selenastraceae. The record is from RefSeq and is a predicted model, not a curated record. Bases 1 to 924 code for a protein of 307 amino acids.